AGCAUCCUGAUUACUGUGCAAGUCAGCAUCCCGUGGAUGUCUAAGCUGAUUUAAAAGUGCCCUUUUUGAUGAAUCAGCGCAUCUUCCUACCUCUUAUUAAUACUGAGAGACUGCGGCCGCCACAGCUAUAGAGAGACUAUAAUUCACAUACAUGAGUUCCUUCCAUCAGAAGAAGCAAGACACAGUUUUUCAGAAACAACAGCAUCUUAAAAACAACCACAGAACACAACUGAAUAACAACCUUGAGUGACCCCACAGCGACCUUCAUUCCCGACCAUGAACCUGGAGCUCCCCAAAUCCGAAGUCAAGUCGGCCACAAGAGUGACCGGCGGCCCCGCCACCCCGCGCAAGGGACCCCCCAAAUUCAAACAGAGGCAGACCCGCCAGUUCAAAAGCAAGCCACCGAAGAAAGGAAUACAGGGGUUCGGUGACGACAUCCCGGGAAUGGAAGGGUUAGGCACAGACAUCACUGUCAUCUGCCCCUGGGAAGCCUUCAAUCACCUGGAGCUGCACGAACUGGCCCAGUACGGUAUCAUCUGAGACCUCCGGCUGUCCCACAAUCCACUGGGAACAGCGAACACUCCAUCACAGUUUAUUUUGGGACCAGAUGGGAAACAAAAUACAACAGCAACAACAAAAAUGGACAAAAAAAAAUCCAACAAAAAAUUGUAUAAUGUAAUGACUUUUCACCGCUUUCUUUAUCCUGCAGCCAAAGAUGAUAAAAUGAACUGCUCACGUUUAGAAUCCUCAGAGCUCUUGUGCACACUAUUCUGCAAACUGAAAAACAUCCUUUCUGCCGCUUUCUUUCUGUUCUUUUUCCUGUCUCUUUUUUCACUCGAAAGAAAACAUGAAACUAACGCAAGCAAAGCCGCCUCGAAUGAGCAUACAAUGAAACACACCCGUGAAGCGAUUCACGAGCCGUCGUGUUUUCCAGCAACACCAGAAAACACUCCCUGUAUGUAGAGAUAAGACUGAGGUCUGGGACAUUUACUGAGCAGAGACCCCACACUGGUAAAAUUGGCAAGAGCAGGAAUCGAUCCCUACUGUAUCUUCCCUAACUAUUCCUUUUUUCCUAUCCAUUUCUCUCCUUUCUCUUUAAUUAUUGUGUUCUCUUUUUAAUUAAGGAAACACUCAGGGAUUAUUGCUUUUUGUGUUGACUGUUGCUAAGGGCAGUUGUCACAGUAGAAACCCCCCUGCUCUGUUAGUUCCAUAUAGUCUCUGGCCUGUCUUCUUUAUUUGUCUUUGGAAUAAAGCAGCUUUCUUACUCUGCCUUACUUGUACUGUAGCACAUUUCAAGGGGUGUUAUAUGCACCCAAUACAUACAAUACAGCAGACUAGGUACAGAAUUCAAAGGAAGCUGUAUAGUAAACAUGUUAAUAUUUCAUUUUCAUGGUUACACCUCGUUGCAUGAUGGUGUUGCAGGUUCACUUAUUUAACUUCUUAAUGCAUGUUUUGGUGUUAAUGUAUGCUUUUUUCAUUGGAUCUUUAAAUUGCAUUGCACAUUUUAACCUCAUUCUCAUUGCAUGUUUCGUUGCAUGUUUCCAUCCCAUUGCAAUGUUUCCAUCUCCUUGCAUGUUUCAUUUAGAUCUUUUUGCAUGUUUCCAUCCCAUUGCAUGCUGCAUUGCAUGAUAACAUCUCAUUGCAUGUUCUGUUGCAUGUUUCCAUCCCAUUGCAUGCUGCAUUGCAUGAUAAUAUCUCAUUGCAUGUUCUGUUGCAUGUUUCCAUCCCAUUGCAUGAUAACAUCUCAUUGCAUGUUUCGUUGCAUGUUUCCAUCCCAUUGCAUGUUUCCAUCUCCUUGCAUGUUUCAUUUAGAUCUUUUUGCAUGUUUCCAUUACAUUUCAGCACAUAUCUCAUUUCUUAAUGCACGUUUAUGCAUGUUGCACUCUCUGAAGCAUGGCAUUAUCAUGUAGGACACUGAGUGGCAUUGCUCUUUCAAAUACACCUCUUUGCAUGCAUUGUGUUUGCUGUAAGACAUCCAUCAUUUACGUGAAAUCUCUUUCUAGUUGCACCCCUCUCUCUCCCAUUAGCUCUAUAUUAAUAUACAGUAAGCUAUUCAUUAAAACACCCUUUAGCCCUGUACUAAGCUCCUGUGUAACUGUUGGUUCAAACUUUCCUAAACUUUGCAAAAUCAAGGCACUCAUUUGCACUAUUUUCUUUCUGCUCCCCAACCCCCCUUUUUAUAUAUAAAGCAAAAAGAGACAAGGACCAUGCAUUAUAUAUAUAUAUAUAUAUAUAUAUAUAUAUAUAUAUAUAUAUAUAUAUAUAUAUAAUGCAUUAUAUAUAAUUAUUUUUAGACUCUGAUUUCUUUCAAUUUUGGAAACUUUUAUUCUUUCCUUUCAUGUAUUUUUUUUCUGAACCCCUUUUCUUUUGAUCGGAUUGAAGCGAUACAAUCCCAUUCCUCCUCUAUGAUCUAUAAUAGCAGUUCUGGCAAGCUGCAGCAGUGAUUUCUGUUCCAGAUGUGUUCUUGUAUUUAAUCAUUAUGAAUGGAGGCACGUCGGGGGGGUUAGUAACAGCGAUCUUUCAGCAGUUUAUGAAAUGGAAAAUGUCAUCUUUUCAUGUCAUCAGAAAUAACUGAAUGUCCCCUCUACAGAAUAACAUUUAAAAAAAUGAAUAAAAAGCUUGAUAAAAAUGGACAAAA
Acipenser ruthenus (sterlet) is the source of this 2638-nucleotide messenger RNA. RefSeq names its product retinal rod rhodopsin-sensitive cGMP 3',5'-cyclic phosphodiesterase subunit gamma. The record is from RefSeq and is a predicted model, not a curated record. Bases 277 to 540 code for a protein of 87 amino acids. Gene Ontology annotation, biological process: visual perception; positive regulation of G protein-coupled receptor signaling pathway; positive regulation of epidermal growth factor receptor signaling pathway. NCBI's taxonomy places the organism in Eukaryota, Metazoa, Chordata, Actinopteri, Acipenseriformes, Acipenseridae. Gene Ontology annotation, molecular function: cGMP binding; 3',5'-cyclic-nucleotide phosphodiesterase activity. The transcript is spliced from 4 exons. Gene Ontology annotation, cellular component: photoreceptor outer segment membrane.